This is a messenger RNA of Adineta steineri, 1305 nucleotides long. The record is from the annotation of a GenBank genome assembly. Lineage: Eukaryota; Metazoa; Rotifera; Eurotatoria; Adinetida; Adinetidae.
AUGCCGCCACCACAAUCACGAUCAUCAUCAAGAAAAAAUCCGUCUUCAUCUAAUUUAUCUACAAGAUUAAAAUCUUUCUCAAAACAAUUUUUAAAUUUAUCAUUCUAUAAAGAUCUUCUAAUCAAUCCAAAUCGAUCUAUCUAUGUUAUGUUUGGUCUUUUUAUUAUUGAAAUCUUUCUAAAUAUUUUUAUCAUAAAAAGAACUAAUUAUACUGAAAUUGAUUGGAAAGCAUAUAUGCAAGAAGUUGAAGGUGUUGUUAAUGGUACAUUUGAUUACUAUAAAUUAAAAGGUGAUACAGGACCUCUUGUUUAUCCAGCUGGUUUCGUUUAUAUUUAUAUGAUAUUUUAUUAUAUUACGAAUCUUGGUCGUAAUAUUGGUUUGGCACAAUAUCUAUUUGCUGGUCUUUAUUUAAUUAUGAUAUCAGUUAUAUUCUAUAUCUAUAAUCGAAUUGCUAAGGUUCCACCGUAUGCUUAUAUAUUUAUGUGUUUAUUAGCAUAUCGUAUUCAUUCAAUUUUUGUUCUCCGUCUAUUUAAUGAUCCGAUUGCAAUGACAUUUUUAUAUAUUUCAAUUGUUUUUCUACUUCGUCGACAAUGGAGUAUAGCUUGUAUUCUCUAUAGUUUGGCAGUAUCGAUUAAAAUGAAUAUUUUAUUAAUGGCACCAGCACUAUUUAUUAUCCUCCUACUUUCAGUUGGACUUCGUGCAACAUUUCAAUAUAUAUUCUAUUGUGCUUUAUUACAAUUCAUAUUUGCUAUACCAUUUCUUUUAUCAAAUUCUUCUGCUUAUAUUAUUCGUUCAUUUGAUCUUGGCCGUCAAUUUUUCUAUAUAUGGACAGUUAAUUGGCGUUUAAUUCCCGAACAUAUAUUUCUCAAUCGUUAUUUUCAUCUAUGUUUACUAUUAUUACAUAUUCUAGUCUUAUUAUAUGUUUGCCGUUAUCAAUGGUUAAAAAAUAUAACAACAUUUAAAGAACUUUUAAAUUAUCAUAAAAAUUAUAUUCUAUCCGAUGAUGCAAAUGUAACAUUAAUGUUCUAUUCAAAUUUUAUUGGUAUUUGUUUUUGUCGUUCACUUCAUUAUCAAUUCUAUGUUUGGUAUUAUCAUAUGUUAUAUCAUUUAUUAUGGAGUACAAAUUCAAAAAAUAUUGUUAAUCUUUUAAUACUUGGUUUAAUUGAAUGGGCAUGGAAUGUAUAUCCAUCAACAGUUAUGAGUAGUUUAAUUUUACAUAUUUGUCAUGGAUAUAUAUUAUUUAAAUUACUAACAUCACUUGCAAUGAAAUCGAAUACGAAGAAAAUAGAGAAAAAAUCGAAAUAA